Drosophila albomicans is the source of this 450-nucleotide messenger RNA. RefSeq lists its product as uncharacterized. Gene Ontology annotation, molecular function: nucleic acid binding. The transcript has a single exon. The coding region runs from base 1 to 450 and encodes 149 amino acids. NCBI's taxonomy places the organism in Eukaryota, Metazoa, Arthropoda, Insecta, Diptera, Drosophilidae. The record is from RefSeq and is a predicted model, not a curated record.
AUGAUCUCGCAACUAAUUGACGGUCAGCAGAACCAAUGGGAUGAGUUGCUUGCAGAGAUCACCUUAGCUAUAAAUUCCAGCGUCUUCGAGUCCACCGGCUACAGUCCCGCCUUCCUAGUACAAGGUAGGCAGCCACGACUUCCCGGAGGAUUAUACGACGAGGUGACACCAGAGGACCCUGGCGAACUAGAAGACCACGGCAAUAAGGCAAAAAGACUGCAGGAGAUAUUUACGAUCGUACGAGGGGACCUGGACCAGGCGAGCCAUGACCAGAGUCGACACUACAAUCUACGCCGGAGGCAAUGGCGACCCACUCUGGGCGGAAAGGUGCUUUUGCGGCAACACCAUCUCUCCAAUGCUGCCGAUGGUUUCGCAGCAAAUCUAGCUCCGAAAUUCGACGGUCCGUACGUGGUAAAGAAGUUCAUAGCAGCAAACAUCGUCCGCCUGUAA